Molecule: messenger RNA, 4626 nt
Organism: Amblyraja radiata (thorny skate)
Lineage: Eukaryota; Metazoa; Chordata; Chondrichthyes; Rajiformes; Rajidae
Gene: polr2m
Product: RNA polymerase II subunit M
Exons: 5
Coding region: 84-1301 (405 amino acids)
Biological process (GO): intracellular signal transduction; maintenance of ER location; transcription elongation by RNA polymerase II
Cellular component (GO): intracellular anatomical structure; RNA polymerase II, holoenzyme; I band
Molecular function (GO): transcription elongation factor activity
Source: RefSeq, a predicted model, not a curated record
GUUGAAGCCGUCCACUUCCGCUGUGAUGGCGGUGCCGCUGUUGGCGGGCGGCGGGUCCGGGUUAAUGUGGUUCUCGGGGUAACAUGUCAGGCGGGUCCAGCGAGCGGCAGGGGACCGUCGGGGAUUUGGACAAGAAGCCCAAGGGGGAGCUGGUGGAGCUGCUGAGGCGGCAGCUCAAACUCAAAGCGAAUAAGAAAUUUAUUCAGAGCAUGCCAGACAAGGGUAAACGAAUCACUGAGUUCAUACAAAAACUUGACGCUGCCAUUGCUCGCCAUGAAGAAGUGGAACGAACAGCAGAACUGCUUUCAGCAGUUAAACUGAAGUUUCAGGUGGAGCAGGUGGAGAUGACUUUCGACAAGGAAGAGGACCUUACAAAUGAGGUUGUCACUUCAACUCUAACAGCACGACAGGUUUGGAAUGAAACUGAGAAAGAUCAGUAUGUUUUGUCAAAGAUUAAUGUUCAAAGUGGUGUUAAGAAUGAGAAUUCUGAAGUAUGCAUUGAAAAUCAAAAAUCAAAUCCUGUGAGAGGAACCGUAUUAGAAAAGGAGCAAGCAACUUUAGCAAUUCAAAGCGCUAAGGUUUCUACGAAAAGUGAGAACUCUCUUGAUUCUCUGAUGGACCACCAGAGUACUGUGGAUAUAAAGCAGGAAGGAAACAAUCAUCUCGAUCUGCAUAAUGCCACAAAUGUUAUGGACAGAGAUUCUGACGAAACAACUGAGUUGCUCGCUGAUAGAUUUGGCAAAGUCUCCCUCACUGAAAAUGAGCACAGAAAAGUACCCAAGAAAAUCCACGAGGAACCAACUUUGAUCAGCGAUGUGAAGUUCACUGACAAUCCCUUUCGGACUCUGCACCAAGUGAAGAAAAAUCCUCAUUAUGUUGAUGUACUUCAGCACAGAGCUAUGAAUCCACUGGUGAAAAAAGCACAAUUCAAACCCAACCACCCAAUAUCUGGAUCCCCUGGUUCAUCUCCAGGCCAUUCACCUGGCAGAUCAGAGCUGAAACUUUCUCCAGCAGAACGUAGAUUGAGAGACCGGAAGCACCUUGAUGAUAUCACAGCUGCUAGAUUGCCCCCACUUUACCACUCUCCUAUUCAACUACUGUCCUUUGAAGAAUCUGCAGAAUUACAAAUCUCACAAAAGCAAAAAUAUGAGUCGACACAGGCCAAGCAAGCUGCAGAGAAACUAUCACAGAGAAUGAACAUUAAAAUGGUGACAUUCGAUCUGCAACAUGAAGCUGUUGCAGCAUAUCCAGGAUUUAGAGAUCAUGGAGACAGCAGUUCCUCAGAAGAUGAAUUAAUUUGACAGUAAGAAAGAAGGAACUGCAGAUGCUGGAAAAUCGAAGGUAGACAAAAAUGCUGGAAAAACUCAGCGGGUGAGGCAGCAUCUAUGGAGUGAAGGAAAUAGGCGACGUUUCGGGUCGAGACCAUUCUUUGUACUGUUGCCUGCAGCUGCUCCAUUGAUAUUACUUCAUGCGUCACCUGAUGUACUUUAUUGUGAAUGAACAAUGCUGAAAUGUAUGUACAGUCAGGAGAUUAGAGGGAAAGGAAUAUGAUCCUAGCACUUUCUUAUUCUGCCUAUCAGAAUUGAGGCCUUAAAUAUUUUGUACUUGAAACUCUCGUGUUCAUGAAUUGGUCUGAAUAUGCUGAGUAUAUGCUCAGCAGCUCCGGCCCUUUAUGUUCAGAUGUUUUAAUCUUGCAGAGUUUAGAACCAAAUUAUUUUAAGACAGCACCUCUGAGAGUGGAGGAACCACCUAUAAAUAGGAGACGGGUCAUUUCUCUAAUCAGUGAUGGAUUUGAACUGCUUCCACAUAAGUUGUGCAUUUUUGCAAUAUUGUCAGUGCAUCAUUCACCUCAGAAGAAACUUUGUACUUGAAUUUUACUGGAGGGAUGGGCAGUACAUUAUAUUCAGGCUACGGUCCAAUGUCACAUUAUGUACUAUUCAGUUCACUAACUGUUCAGUGUUCUUACAUAGAAGGUCUUGUGUAUUUGUAUUGAAUUUAAAAUGCAUUUUGCUCAGUGUUCAAGGUUACAACUGUUCCAGUUUGCCAUUGUUAAUUUUUAUCUUUUCCUUUCUCAAGAUCAUUUUGUGCAUACAUUUUCCCUUUCUGUGCCAUAAACUGUGAGCCCGACCAUUGUAAGUGAAAUAGUUUAACAUGUUGCAUUGGAUGAGGUUGACCAAACUAUUGGCUCCAAAGUUAUUUUCAUCAAGAACAUUAGUACAGGUAGUUUUGCUAUAAUUCACUGUUCUAGAAUGCUAAUUCGAUAUAAAAUGGAUGAUAAAUGAGGGAACUAUUUGUAUUACGUAAGCUGAAUUGGUUAUAACUCAAAUUUGAUUGGGAACUAGAGAACCACUUAAAGCUGUAUUGAACAAAGUAACAUACAACUUUUAGUAUUUUUAGCUUGCAUAACAAAACUAAAAAUAGCUAUUAAUUAGUCAUUUAUUUUUGAAAAUUCUACAGGAAAAACAAGUUGGUUAUUGUGAUCUGUAACUAUCCCCUGAUCCCCUUUCCCCAUUGACACAAUUUCCUAUAACUUGAGAUUUCUUAGGAAUGCAACUAUCACAAUGCAGCAGAACUUUUUUUAUAGUACUCAAAUUGUGAAACAGAAUACCUUCAAACAUUAAGGCUAACUAAAUUUUUGUUUUAAUCAUUACUUUGGUGUAAAGUGUGUCAAAAUAGAUAAAUAUAAGUUUAAUACUGCAUCCGUUGUUGAAUGUUUUUCUUUUGCCCAUCUAAAUUUGUCGUAUAUGAUACAUUUGGACAUGGCUGCAGAGUAAGAAUAUCUUCUGAAAAUAUUGGAUUAAAUUAGUGUUGCAAGAGAUAUCGGUUAAUGAAACUGCUGGAGGAUCUCUGGGCCGAGUAGCAUCUGUUGGAGGAAAAGCAAUAGUGGAUGUUUUGAGUCAACCUGCUUCAGGACUGAGAGUAGAGGGAGACAAUAGUCGAUAUAAAGAACAGAAAGGAGGGGAGGGGGGGGGAAUGAGAUGGGCUAAGUGGCGGAUCAAGACGGGAUGAAGAAUGAUGGGCCGAAGAACUAGGUUCAAGUGAAUUUGAGAGAAUGGAAGUUAGUAGAGAAGAUGAUAAAAUUGACAAGUUCACUAUGAUAUACAUUAUUUCAUUUACUUUUCCAUAUAAAAUAUAUUCAUCCUGAAACGUGAGUAGCAAAUCGAAAACAUUGCAGAUGUUGGAAAUGUUGAAAUAGAAAACACUGCAGACCGUCAGCAAGUCCGGCAGCAUCAGUGGAUAGAGAAACCGAGUUAACGUUUUAGGUUGAAGACCCUUCAUCAGGAUGAAGUUUUCCAGCAUUUUUUGUUUUUAUUUCCCUCUAACUAGUGCUUCCUUCACCAUUUGAGUUGUCUAAAACCCACUGAUUGUUUAGAAACCGAUAAAGAAAAUAAUUCCAGCAAUCUUGAGAAAAAGUUGUACAAGAUUUUUUUUUUUUUUAAUUUGCUUAUUUGACAUUAGACUUGAAAUGGAGACUCACGUUCUUAAAGAAGAAUGAAAAGAAGAAACAAUUCAAAACCACUUGGGCUUCACUGUGGGACACUAUGGCCAACCUUUAAUGUAUUUUGUAAGGCUAAGUGAGAAAGCAAUGCCUUUAUGCAAUGCCUUAAGGGUUGCCUUUAUCAACCCUUGCACUUGGUUGCUUGUAGUCUGAGAUUUCUGAAGACUGUUCUCAAAAGUUUCUCAAUGCUUCAAUGUAAAAUUUACAAAGCUGGGAAUGAGCAGAGAUUGAACGAUGUGACUAUCAGAGGAGCAACAGCUACAAUUUCCGAAUUGUUGCAGUUUGGAAGAAUGUUUGUUGUAACAAAAAAAAACAUUGGUUAAUGGAGCCAAGUAUAGAUGAGAGCACCCAGUGUGGUUGACCUAUUCAGGCCAAUAUUCAACACAGAUGAUGCUAAAAUUCAUGUCAAAUAAUACUUGGUGCUGUUAGCAUAGUUUUAUUACCUUCCAGUUUGCAAAAUUGAACAAUAUCAAAUUAUUUCAUGCUUGAACCGGUGUAAAAACAGAAUUUUUUUUUUUUAAAGGUGGUGUUAUUUGAGUUAUGUCAAUAAUCUGCAUUGGAUAUUGUAUACCAGACUAAACCAUACAGGGGAAAGUGCAUCAGGAUAUCUGGAAUGUUGAUUCACUGCAGGAUGCAAACCGUUUCUUCCGUUUGCAUGCGCCAAGAUUCCUGGGGAAAGUUUAGUGCAGAAUUAACUAUGGGAGAUAUUCCUGAUGCAAUAAUAGGACUUGGUUUUGAUAUUUAAAACAAUAUAUUAUUAUGCUUGUUUGAUGAUGCAGUGAGUGGAAUAAAAUCGAUAUCUUGUUUUGCACAUCUUACUCUUUAUUUUAUCGUAACUUCAAUUAAAUUUGAAGUACAAGGCAAAUUAAUACCUCUGUCAAUAAAUAUAUCAAGGCACGAGUGAAGAAGCAGAAUAAUGAUAUAAUAAACAUAUUUUAAAGUGGUAUUUGAUAAAGUGUAAAGCAUCAAAAGUAAAUGGUUGAUUAACAACUAUAUAUUAUGCAUUGGAUGUAUGUGUGAACCUCUGCAAGGUACAAAAAAUAGCACAUUUUGCUUUUAUAUGUACAGUAAUAUUUAUAAACUUUAUAUAUUUGGUACAAUUCAAUAAAGGAGAGAUAUCAAUCCAC